AUGUUGAGAAAAUGUUAUUCAACAGAGCCGAACCCAUCUCCAUUUCAUUUUGCGAAUCACCCUCGGCGAGACCCGGACCCGGACCGGAGCACCAUCCGUCUCCGGCAUCUUAACCCGCCGUCCGUGCCCCGUCGCCCACUGCUCAUCCCCGCCGCGAUGGGGAGCGUAGACCUGGUGCUGAAGUCAGCGUGCGAGGGCUGCGGCUCCACGUCGGACCUCUACGGCACUGGGUGCAAGCACACCACGCUCUGUAGCUCCUGCGGCAAGUCCAUGGCGCUUUCCCGCGCCCGAUGUCUCGUCUGCUCUGCGCCCAUCACGAACCUCAUCCGGGAAUACAAUGUGCGGGCAAAUGCCAGCACAGAUAAGGCAUUCUCUAUUGGAAGAUUUGUAACUGGUUUGCCGCCAUUCUCAAAGAAAAAGAAUGCUGAGAACAAAUGGUCUCUUCAUAAAGAAGGCCUGCAAGGACGGCAGCUUACUGACAAAAUGCUGGAGAAAUACAACAGGAAGCCAUGGAUUUUGGAAGAUGAAACUGGUCAAUAUCAGUUUCAAGGUCACAUGGAGGGAUCACAGUCAGCAACAGCUACAUACUAUUUGUUAAUGUUGCAUGGCAAGGAAUUUCACGCAUUUCCUGCUGGUUCCUGGUAUAACUUCAGUAAAGUUGCGCAGUACAAGCAGCUGACUCUGGAAGAGGCCGAGGAGAAGAUGAACAAGAGAAAGACUAGUGCAACUGGUUAUGAACGUUGGAUGAUGAAAGCAGCUACAAAUGGGCCAGCUGCCUUUGGUUCAGAUAUGAUGAAACUUGAGCCUGCUAACGAUGGGGAAAAAGAAAGUGCUCGUCAUAAGAAGGGGAAAGAUAAUGAGGAGGGUGGUAAUUCUGAUAAAGGUGAGGAGAAUGAAGAAGAGGAAGCCGGUCGUAAAGAUAGGCUCGGGCUCUCUAAAAGGGGCAUGGAUGACGAUGAGGAAGGUGGAAAAGAUCUAGAUUUUGAUUUGGAUGAUGACAUUGAGAAAGGUGAUGACUGGGAACAUGAAGAAACAUUCACCGAUGAUGACGAGGCUGUGGAUAUCGACCCAGAGGAGCGGGCAGAUUUAGCUCCUGAAAUUCCUGCUCCACCUGAAAUUAAGCAGGAUGAUGAAGAGAAUGAGGAAGAAGGUGGCCUGAGCAAGUCAGGAAAGGAAUUAAAGAAGCUGCUUGGUCGUUCUUCUGGACAAAAUGAGUCGGAUGCCGAUGAUGAUGAUGAAGAAGAUGAUGAUGAUGAGUCAUCUCCAGUGCUUGCUCCAAAGCAGACGGAUCAACCAAAAGAUGAACCUGUUGAUAACAGCCCAGCCAAACCUACACCUUCAUCAGGACAUGCUCGUAGCACACCUCCUGCAUCGAAAUCCAAGCAAAAGAGGAAAUCUGGUGGUGAUGAUGCCAAAGCAUCUAGCGGUGCUGCUUCAAAGAAAGCAAAGGUGGAAUCUGAUACAAAAACAUCAAGUAUCAAAGAGGAGACACCAUCUUCCUCAAAACCUACACCGAAGGCCUCUGCUUCAUCAAGAAGUGCCAAUGUAUCUCCUGUGACAGAGGAUGAGAUCAGGACUGUUCUUCUUGCAGUGGCUCCUGUCACUACACAAGAUUUAGUCUCCAGAUUUAAGUCUAGACUACGAGGUCCAGAGGAAGAAGCUAUUGCUGUUAAUGACUUGGCAUCCAGGCUUGGACACAGUCACAAAGUCCACAAGAGUAUCGUGCAUCGGUGCAUGGACGCUAUCAGGCUCCCCAUCCACCACCUUCAGGACAAGAACGCCUUUGCUGAAAUUCUGAAGAAAAUUUCGAAGAUACAGAAGACUAAUGGCCACAAUUAUGUUGUCCUUAGAGAGGAUAAGAAAUGA
Triticum turgidum subsp. durum (durum wheat) is the source of this 1866-nucleotide messenger RNA. Lineage: Eukaryota; Viridiplantae; Streptophyta; Magnoliopsida; Poales; Poaceae. The record is from the annotation of a GenBank genome assembly.